Mugil cephalus (flathead mullet) is the source of this 1026-nucleotide messenger RNA. It is a transcript of the gene nts, whose product is annotated as neurotensin. Gene Ontology annotation, molecular function: neuropeptide hormone activity. The coding region runs from base 238 to 705 and encodes 155 amino acids. NCBI's taxonomy places the organism in Eukaryota, Metazoa, Chordata, Actinopteri, Mugiliformes, Mugilidae. The transcript has 4 exons. The record is from RefSeq and is a predicted model, not a curated record. Gene Ontology annotation, cellular component: extracellular region.
AGCCCACUGCAGUUCAUAUCCAACCAGAAAACUGCUAACGCGUGUUUGGACCUGGAGGAGAAUCAGAAGAAGCAGCAGAGGAAGGAAAAAGAGGAGCAGCUUUAUUAGAACCCCCUCUCCAGCAUCUUUAGCUGUCUGGGUCUGACCCUUAACCUUAUGGACUAGAUUCCUCCUCAGGUGAAUUCGUCAGUGUGGGACCCUUUCAUUUUCGGUUUUUAUUUUGUUUUGCUCAUCAAGAUGCAGGCACAGUUGGCGUGUGUGCUUCUCCUCUGUUUCACAUGUGGUGCACUCAAUACAGACGUCGACCAGGAGCAGCGAGCGGUAGAAGAGGAGCUACUCAGCAGUCUCUUCGCCUCCAAGAUGAAACACAAUAAGCAGAGUGCCCCCUACUGGCGCGUGUCGCUGACCAACCUGUGCAGGAUGAUGAGCAGCCUGAGGCAGGAGGCGUGGACCGGCGAGGAGGAGGAAGACGGUGAGCUGAGGGACGAGAGCCUCCAGCUGCUGGGGGAGCUGUACAACCUGCAACACAUCUGCCGAGCGCUGCAGAGCCGGGAGGAGAGGCUACUCCAAGACUCUCUAGAAUACUCAGAGGAGAACAGUGACACCCCGCUGAAACGAAAAUCACCGUACAUACUGAAGAGGCAAGUCGGGCACACCACCAAGUCCCGGAGGCCGUACAUCUUAAAACGGAGUACAGUUUACUGACAGGGUCAGCUCGCAGACCGGAGGUGACGUUUUAGGGGACCAGACCGCAUACCUUCUGUGAUGAUGUGACUGUGUUUUUAAUCUCUCUGUCUUCUCUGUGGCUGCAGUGUUUUUCUUUUUCUUUUCCUGUUUUUAUCCAGUCAGACCCUUUGAUUGUUGAUUGACACUGGGGCUCCUGAAAAUAAAACCCUGAGCAACCUACAGACGCGUAUCUCUGAGAAACUGUAUUUAUUUAAUCGAUUUCUUCACGGCACCAUACGUCUAUUUUGUUUGAGGAUACGAUUAAAUGAGUCAUGGUACAAAACCAGUGUGAUGUGACAA